Molecule: messenger RNA, 2530 nt
Organism: Varanus komodoensis (Komodo dragon)
Lineage: Eukaryota; Metazoa; Chordata; Lepidosauria; Squamata; Varanidae
Product: matrin-3-like
Exons: 9
Coding region: 45-1529 (494 amino acids)
Cellular component (GO): nucleus
Molecular function (GO): RNA binding; zinc ion binding
Source: RefSeq, a predicted model, not a curated record
AAUUUGUUGAUCAUUAAUAGGAAACAAGCAGAGUUGUGCAUAUCAUGGACUUUCAGAGAGGGAAAAACCUGAGAUACCAGCUAUUGCAGCUUGUUGAACCAUUUGGAAUAAUUACAAAUCACCUUAUCUUGAAUAAAAUUAAUGAGGCAUUUAUUGAAAUGGCUACCACUGAAGAUGCACAAGCUGCUGUAGAAUAUUAUUCAUCGGCACCAGCACUAGUGUUUGGCAAACCUGUGAGAGUUCAUUUAUCUCAGAAAUAUAAAAGAAUAAAGAAACCAGAAGGGAAGCCUGACCAAAAGUUUGACCCUCCAAAACAAGAACUUGGUCGUGUGAUUCACCUCAGUAAUUUGCCACAUUCAGGCUAUUCUGACAGUGCUGUGCUCAAACUAGCUGAGCCCUAUGGAAAAAUAAAGAACUACAUACUGAUGAGAAUGAAGAGUCAGGCUUUCAUAGAAAUGGAAACCAGAGAGGAUGCUGAAGCAAUGAUGGAGCACUGUUCCAACAAAGCCCUUUGGUUCCAGGGGAGAUGUGUAAAAGUGGAUUUGUCUGAAAAAUACAAGAAAUUAGUAUUGAGGAUUCCCAACAAAGGUAUAGAUUUGUCGAAGAAAGAUAAACCAAGAAAGAGAGGUCUUUCUCCAGAUAGCAAAGACUCUGGAAGUGAGAAGAAAUGUAAGACUGAUGAUAAUGAGAAAACUGAAACCAAUAGUACUGACGAUAAAGAAGAGAAGAGAGAUGAGCCAGAGGGGUUGGAUGCCAAAGAUGGUGAACAAGGAGAGCCAGAGGAAUCAAAUACGCUCCUUGAGUCUGAAGAUGAACUGUUAGUUGAUGAUGAAGAAGCAGCAGCAUUACUAGAGAGUGGUAGCUCAGCAGCUGAUGAGACUGAUGUAGCCAACUUGGGUGAUGUGGCUACUGAAGACAAGGAAGCAGGUGAGGAUGGUUCUACCGCAAAAACUGAAGAAAAUGCAGCAAAGAAACUCAAAAAGCGACAUGUUGGUGGAUUUCCAAGGAGCAUGGAAGGUUUUGUCACUCUUGAUGAAGUUGGUGAUGAGGAAGAUUCUGAUCACCAAAAACAGCGUAAAUCUGGCAUACUUAAAGCUGGUGUAAAAAUUGAGGAUGGUGUAACAGAAUCUAAAACUACAAAAACAGAAGAAAUGGAGCAGGAAAAUGAAGCUUUGGAAAAUGGUGCUAAAACAGAGAGCUUGAAGUUGGAAUCAUCAGAAAUGACUGACAGUACAGGGACCCAAGAAAGGGAGAAAAAAGAGUCUGCUGAUGUGCAAGACAGUAAGACUGUCCGUGAAAAACGGGCCAUCCCAGAGGAACAUAGAAUUGGACCAUAUCAGCCAAAUGUGCCUGUUGGUGUGAACUACGUGGUGCCCAGAACUGGAUUUUACUGCAAAUUAUGUUCCUUAUUCUACACCAAUGAAGAUGCUGCCAAAAAGGUCCACUGUAGCAGCCUUGCACAUUAUCAAAAGUUGAAGAAGCGCAUGGAAAAAAUGGCUGAAGACCCAAGACAGACAAAGGAGGCUUAAAUGUAGAACAAAAGGCUUGAGGAUUUAAGAAAAAAAUGUUUUUAUUUUUAAUGUUAAUCUCAGUACAGUAAAAUUGGGGAAACACUAUACUACAUAGAUUUUAGUGGAAUAAAUAGAAGUUAAUUAUGUUUGUGUGUUUAAAGUUAUGGCAACAUCUUGCAUUGUUAAAUCUUGUUUGUUUGCUUGUUGAAAAAAAUGGGCUGAAUCACAAAAUAAUCUGUGCAUAUUGCUUGAAGCUACUGAAGAACUGUUACAGCAUUUUGAAGACCAGAGAUAAUUUUAAUCAGCAUCAUUCUUUUCAGGCUUUCAAGAACAUCUCUUUAAAUGUUGGUUUGGGUUAGUUAAAUAUGAAGUUUCUUUUUUCUGCUCUGGAACAUUCCAUAUUCCAGUUUAAAGUCCAGUUGAUAACUAUUUUAGGGGACUUUUAUGAUUUCAUUUCAUUUUUGAGACUCUAUUAAAAUUUAUGUGGCUUUAAAGAGAGUGAUAACACUUUUUUUUUAAUAUUGGUGUAUUAGGUAGUGAAUAGAAAAUUGAUAGACAGCUUUUAAAUCUUGUGAGUGUUUCCCUCAGUCCUCAUAUUUCUGUCCUACUCUAGCAUAAAUUCUUCUGACCAGUAUUAUUUUUCUGAACUGUGCUUCUGACUUGAAUUUAGUACUUUUUCAUACAUCAGUAUAAGCAAACAUGGCAUUUGAACAUAAAUUGUAAGUAGUUAAUCUUUUUUAAGUUUGUACUUCAACUCUGAAUCUAGACUAGUUACUAUGGUGUCACUGAAAUCAGAGGGACUUGCUUCAGAGUAACAUGUUUAGAAUUGGAGCAUACAUCUUCAGUUUGGUUUCAUCCUAGGAUUGUAAUCUUGAUGUACCUUCACGUAGCUGAUGUGAAUGGAAGUUUGGGUGUAAAAUCUGUUUUCAUGUAGUUUUAUUAAUCAUUUAACAGGUUACAUAUAUGUGGAUUCAGUUUAUUAUAAUGUUAAAUCAAUAAACCCAACCAGUAAGAGUAAA